UCGGGGGGAAAUGGGGAUUGAAAUGGGGGCGACACAUUAAUUUUGUUUGCAGGUACAUGUAGUCUGCAGACGUAUUAAACACUAAAAAUAUAUGACUAUAGGCUAGGGGUUAGAAGCAAGAAUAUACUUGCUGGCUGAGACUUCGGUGGUGUACGGUGGUGUUGAUAUUUACUCUCUGACUCUGUUCUGAGGACCCGAUGAAUAUAAGAACUGUGUUUGUUGACACGGAGGCGCGACCGUCAAUGGUUUGUAUUACUUCUUAGGUUAAGGUAGUUCUUCAUCUAGGCUCGGAGGAAAUUUGAAAUCAUCGAAAGACCAUGAUGUCGAAGGACUUAACUAAGAAGAUCAUCACGUUUAGUGGACAGACAGCUGGAAGGGACAAAUUUUACAGAACCUGUCAGUAUGGUAGUAAGCUCCUAUGGUGGUGUCUUGAACAGGGCAGCGGGGAUCCAGACCUUAUCAGGAAAGUCAAGACGCUGGAGAAAACAAUCGGCACUAGUAGGAAAUUGUUUCGCUUCGGAAAGAGUUUUGACGCAAUCACCGCAGCAAUGAAGACAAUCCAUUUACCGGACGUCUUCCUCAGCUUCACCAUCACUCUCGCCAAACUCAACCAGUCAGUCUACCUCCUGAUAGACCACACCCUGUGGGCGCAUCGCAUCGGUCUCGUCGAGGUCGACAGCAAGCGGCUCUCAAACCUCUCCACCCGAUUCUGGCUGGCCACUCUCAUCCUGAACCUGUCAAGGGAUCUCUACGAACUCUCAAACGUGCUGAACGACGCGAUGGCCCUCUACGCAAAGCGCGUCGGCGGCGGCGGGAUCGGGAAUCACUACACUUCCAACGGGGUAGAUGGCCGAGACUCGCAGCAUUUAUCCACCAAUAAUAACAGUAGUCAGUUGGACUUUGUGAUCCUUUGCCUUCAGCAAAACAUGCCAGUCGUUCUGGAUUUAGUGAAGAACACGGCUGAUAUAUUCCUUCCGCUUUCAAGUCUUGGAUAUCUCCCAAUUCCAGUUGGAGUCCAGGGACUUUGUGGCCUUAUUAGCUCGCUUGUUGGACUGUCGACGGUGUGGGAGUCGACGCUCAAGAUACAACCAUAACAUUGCUCUCUUUUUAGUUGAAGCAUUUAUAUUAAAUAAGAAUAUUUUAAAUAAUAAUUGGAUGUAAACUCAUCAAAAAUUUAUUGUAAGGGAGCUUCUUAGGUCAGACAUGUUCUAGGUGCGAAGAAGGUCCAAUGGACCACUCCAUAGAUGCCCACUGGCAGGCCUGAUACUUCACGGAGGUACUGAGAAAAAAAUGCCUUGGUGCCCUUGCCCUUUCAAAAACGAAGCAUACAGCCCCGCACUGGAAUACUCUACUGAUCCAAAAUUUACGUUCCUACCGUUGCAACUUUUGAGACGCUCCCUAACAUGAAUGGUGUAUUUAUGUGUAGUUUUUUCAUGGUGGUGGAAGACUAAAUAAUGUGAAGUUCAAUUUUGUUUACUAUGGUCUCAGCAUUAAAUAUUCAAAUACUUUUUAAUUAAUUUGUUUUAUAUUGAAACUCGGUGCAGUUAACGUUUUAAGGACUUUAUUAUCACAUCCUGGGGCUGAAUUCACAAAGAGCUUCAAGAUUGAAGAUCUUAAAUGUGUAUCAAUCUUAAUUGCUUAGCAAAAUGUGUUGUCAGAACAGAAAACACUACGGCAAAACCGCGUAAUGACGUGUCAUGGCCUAGCGGUUAUGAUCAGCUGGAUGUGGUUCAAGUCCCAGUCGUGACAUAAAUGUGUCCUUAAAGC
Messenger RNA from Asterias rubens (European starfish), 1767 nucleotides. Its product is annotated as peroxisomal membrane protein 11B-like. The transcript has 4 exons. The record is from RefSeq and is a predicted model, not a curated record. Gene Ontology annotation, biological process: peroxisome fission; regulation of peroxisome size. The coding region runs from base 318 to 1094 and encodes 258 amino acids. Gene Ontology annotation, cellular component: peroxisomal membrane. NCBI's taxonomy places the organism in Eukaryota, Metazoa, Echinodermata, Asteroidea, Forcipulatida, Asteriidae.